AUCUCCCGGCUGGAGCAAGGACAAGAGCCGUGGGUCCUUGAUCUACAGGGAGCAGAGGGGACAGAGGCACCGAGGAUUUGCCAGACAGGCUACUGUGGUUAGGACCUACUCUUCGGCCUCGUCAAGAAAGGGGAAGGAAGGAUGUCUGCGUUGGGGGCUGCAGCUCCAUACUUACAUCAUCCAGCUGACAGUCACAGCGGCCGGGUCAGUUUCCUGGGUUCCCAGCCCUCUGCAGAAGUGACGGCAGUGGCUCAGCUCUUGAAGGACUUAGACAGGAGCACCUUCAGAAAGUUGUUGAAACUCGUCGUCGGGGCCCUGCAUGGGAAAGACUGCAGAGAAGCCGUGCAGCACCUUGGUGCCAGCGCCAACCUGUCAGAGGAGCGUCUGGCCAUCCUGCUGGCGGGCACACACACCCUGCUCCAGCAGGCUCUCCGGCUGCCCCCUGCCAGUCUGAAGCCAGAGGCCUUCCAGGACGAACUCCAGGCACUUGGCAUUCCCCAAGAUAUGAUUGGGGAUUUGGCCAGUUUGGCAUUUGGGAGUCAACGCCCUCUUCUCGACUCUGUAGCCCAGCAGCAGGGAUCCUCGCUGCCUCGCGUGUCUAAUUUCCGGUGGCGGGUGGAUGUGGCCAUCUCAACCAGUGCUCAGUCCCGCUCCCUGCAGCCGAGUGUUCUCAUGCAGCUGAAGCUCACGGAUGGAUCGGCACACCGCUUCGAGGUACCCAUAGCCAAAUUCCAGGAGCUGCGGUACAGCGUAGCGUUGGUUCUUAAGGAGAUGGCAGAGCUGGAGAAGAAGUGUGAGCGCAAAUUGCAGGACUGAACCCUGGUACUGUGGGUGCUGAAGCUGGUACCAGAACCCAGCCGCACUGGUGAUGAGGAUGUAAGAACGUAUUUUAAGUGAAAAGACAGCUGGGACUUUUUGGGUUUUGUUUUACGAGUAAACCGCUGGGCAGGCUGGCAUGGCACGGUUUAUAAUCGCAGCGCUUGGAAGGCUGAGGCUGGAGAAUGGGAAAUGUAAGGCCGGCCUGGGUUUUACAUAGUGAGGCUCAGUUUUGAAUUAAAGAGGUAAAGCGAGGCUGGAGAGAUGGCUCAGUGGUUAAGAGCACUGACUGCUCUUCCAGAGGUCCUGAGUUCAAAUCCCAC
This is a messenger RNA of Mus pahari (shrew mouse), 1139 nucleotides long. It is a transcript of the gene Commd5, whose product is annotated as COMM domain containing 5. Gene Ontology annotation, cellular component: nucleus. The record is from RefSeq and is a predicted model, not a curated record. The coding region runs from base 142 to 816 and encodes 224 amino acids. The transcript has 2 exons. Lineage: Eukaryota; Metazoa; Chordata; Mammalia; Rodentia; Muridae.